AUGUUUCAGUCAAAAAAUCUAUUUCUUUUGCUGAAUAUAAUAAUAAAGUAUCAUUAACACCAUCUUUAUCAAAUACUACAAAUAUUAGUAAAAAAGGAAAUAAUAAAAUUAACAAACAACAAAAUAAAUUACUAGAUAAC
Cetraspora pellucida is the source of this 140-nucleotide messenger RNA. The record is from the annotation of a GenBank genome assembly. NCBI's taxonomy places the organism in Eukaryota, Fungi, Glomeromycota, Glomeromycetes, Diversisporales, Gigasporaceae.